UCCCAGGGGCCAUGAGGGGAGGGGGCGGCCAGUUCGGAGUGGCUGUGAGAGGACAGGAGGAGGGGAAAUCGGCUUGUGCUGUGGCCCGGCUCAUCUUCCCGCUCCCUUGUCAGAAGGAGGUAGUAAGGCUACACCCCUCCUCCUCCUCCAGCCAUUCCAGGCUCCUGUGAAUCCUGUUUGCAAAUAGGCUGUGCCAUUCCGACAAUGGCGACCCUGCAACAGAUGCCCUUUCACUCUACUGCCUGCCCUCAUAUCUUCUAAUGGCAGUGCGGCCGCAGCAUCGCUAGUGCAGAAGAAGCAGCCGAGGACCGAGCUAAAGUGCACAAGGACACAGUCAAUUGCCGAGCCGGGGAUUUUAUACUGAGUGAUUUAUUUGCUUCAGUAACCACUGAAUCUAGAGUUACACAGCUUAUCUACAAAAAUCCCCAGAACCUUCUCAACAGCAAAAGUAAGAAAAACUGGGUUUUCUGAGCAUGGGGGAAUCGGAGCAGAGACAAACGGCUGCCUCUAGAUUAGGAGCUCCUGAAAGUGUUGGUAUCAGCACACUGGAACAUGGAGUCAAGCCACCAUUAUCACCGCAGGGGAAAAUCUAUCCAUUCAAGGUCCAGAUGCUGGACGAAACCUUGGAAACCAUUGAAGUUCCAAUAAGAGCCCCAGGGAAAACUCUUUUGGAUGCCGUCUGCAGCCACCUUAAUCUUGUUGAAGGGGACUAUUUCGGCCUUGAGUUCCAGGACCAUAGAAAGAUUAUGGUCUGGCUGGAUCUUUUAAAACCAAUUGUCAAACAGAUUAGAAGGCCCAAGAAUGUGGUGCUUAAGUUUGUAGUCAAGUUUUUUCCACCUGAUCACACUCAGCUGCAAGAAGAAUUAACAAGGUACCUUUUCGCCCUUCAAGUAAAGCAGGAUUUGGUGCAAGGCAAGCUUACUUGUAAUGAAAGCAGUGCUGCACUUCUUAUCUCUCACAUUGUACAGUCUGAAAUUGGAGAUUUUGAUGAAGCUGGGGACCAAGAGCAUCUGCUAAAGAAUAAGUAUAUGCCCCAACAAGAACCUUUGGAAGAAAAAAUCAUGGAAUUACAUCGGAAUCAUUUUGGUCAGACGCCAGCAGAGUCAGAUUUCCAGCUUCUGGAGAUUGCCCGUCGCUUAGAGAUGUAUGGAAUCAGGCUACACCCAGCUAAGGACAGGGAGGGGACCAAGAUCAACCUUGCAGUUGCCAACACUGGCAUCUUAGUGUUUCAGGGGCAUACAAAGAUAAAUGCUUUUAACUGGGCAAAAGUUAGAAAGCUAAGUUUCAAGAGGAAACGUUUUCUCAUAAAACUCCGUCCAGAUGCAAAUAGUUCCUAUCAGGAUACACUUGAAUUCAUGAUGGCCAGUCGGGAUUUCUGCAAAUCAUUUUGGAAAAUAUGUGUUGAAUAUCAUGCCUUUUUCCGGUUAUUUGAAGAGCCCAAGCCAAAGCCCAAACCAGUUCUCUUUAGCAGGGGUUCAUCGUUUAGGUUCAGUGGUCGUACACAAAAGCAAGUUUUGGAUUAUGUUAGAGAAGGAGGGCAUAAAAAAGUACAAUUUGAAAGGAAACACAGCAAGAUCUGUUCUAUUAGAAGUCAGUCUUCACAUCGCCCAGAACCUCUUUUGGAAGUGCCAAAACAAAGUUCUAACAUUACCUUUGAGCAAAGUUCUCAGCCAGAUGAAAUACAGACAUUACAGCAAGUGAGGGAAGAUAAGAGGGUUGUGGAUGUGCCAGUACAACAUAGAAGCCCAUCUCCUAAUAAAAGUCCAGUCGCCAAGAGGACAAAAGAAGGCAUAGAUGUGACAGCAGAUGGUGAAGAUGCUGCCAAAGACCAUUCACAAAAGAGCUUAAAGAAUACACACCAGCAAAGCACAGGUUCCUUAACAGGGAGUCCGCAUCUUUCUGAAUUAUCAAUUAAUUCUCAAGGAGGACUGAUUGGCCUUAACCCUUCACUGUCUCCUAAUCUGAGCCCUGAUGGCAAGCCCUCCUCUCCUCUUAUCAGCCCAUUACUACAUGAACCUGCCUGCAUCAGAACGGACGAUGAGGAAGAAAGUCGUAAAAAGAAAUUUCCUACGGACAAAGCCUACUUCAUUGCAAAGGAGGUUUCGACUACAGAGUGCACCUACCUGAAAGACCUAGAAGUUAUUACAAAGUGGUUUCAGAAUGCUGUUGGCAAAGACGAUGCUAUGCCAGAAUCUUUAAGAAACCUUAUAUUUCCCAACUUUGAUCCCUUGCAUAAAUUCCAUACUAGUUUUCUAAAGGAAGUUGAUCAGAGACUUGGAUAUUGGGAAGGCAGAUCCAAUUCACAUAUGAAGGCGGAUAACCAGAAAAUAGGGGAUGUAAUGCUUAAGAACAUUCAGGGUAUGAAGCAACUUACAACUCAUCUACAGAAACACUAUGAAGCUCUGAUAGAACUAGAAAAGGCCAUGAAAAACUCUCGCAAGCUGGAAAGCAUGUGCCGGGAUUUCGAGCAAGAGAAGGUGUGCUAUUUACCUCUCAACACCUUCUUCCUUCAGCCGUUACACAGACUUAUGCACUACAAGCAGAUCAUGGAAAGACUCUGUAAACACUACCCACCCAAUGAUGUGGACUUUAGAGACUCUCGAGCUGCUUUGGCAGAGAUAACGGAGUUGGUGGCUCAGCUACAUGGCACCAUGAUAAAGAUGGAAAAUUUCCAGAAACUACAGGAGCUCAGAAAGGAUUUAACUGGCUUGGACAAUUUGGUGAUCCCAGGACGGGAGUUCAUUAGGCUUGGGAGUUUAAGCAAGUUAUCUGGGAAAGGACUACAGCAGCGGAUGUUCUUUUUGUUCAACGACGUUAUGAUAUACACAAGCAGAGGGCUGACUUCAACAAAUCAGUUUAAAGUUCACGGGCAGCUUCCUCUCUUUAAUAUGACUAUAGAAGAAAGUGAAGAUGAAUGGGGAGUACCUCACUGCCUUACAUUACGGAGUCAGAAUCAAUCGAUCAUUGUUGCAGCCAGUACUCGUCCUGAAGUGGAAAAGUGGAGUGAGGAUAUUCAGAUGGCCAUUGAUCUGGCUGAGAAUAGCAGCGGCCCUGUACCUGAGCUCUUGGCCAGUAGCCCUCCUGAUGGCAAGACACCAGAGGAAGGCUCUACAGACCAGGAGUCGGAGGAUGAUUUAAGCGCAUCUCGCACAUCUUUGGAAAGGCAAUCGCCCCAUCGUGGGAACACCACUGUCCAUGUUUGCUGGCACAGAAACACUAGCGUCUCCAUGAUUGAUUUCAGCUUGGCCGUGGAGAAUCAGUUCUCUGGAAACCUGCUGCGCAAAUUUAAAAACAGCAAUGGCUGGCAGAAACUUUGGGUGGUGUUCACUAACUUCUGCCUCUUUUUCUACAAGUCCCACCAGGACAGUCACCCAUUGGCCAGUCUCCCUUUGCUGGGAUAUUCCCUUACCAUUCCCUCUGAAUCAGAGAAUAUUCACAAGGAUUAUGUCUUUAAACUUCACUUCAAGUCACAUGUCUAUUACUUCCGAGCUGAGAAUGAAUACACUUUUGAUAGGUGGAUGGAAGUUAUUAGAAGUGCCACCGAUUCUGCCAGUCGCUCGCGCAUUUUGAGCCGUAAAGAGUUGCACAUGUACUGAACAUUCCUUACACUAAAUUCACCAGCGGGAAUCUGACACCAGACACAGUUCUUGCUGAAUGUUUGUGAGGCCGGCAGCUGUCAUCCCACAGAAACCCAAGGAUCCUGCUCAGCAAUGCCUUUCUUUUAGCAGCUUCGUAUGGACAAACACUUUUUUAGACUGUUCCUUCUCUCAGUCCAGCAGCCGCUGAGCCCUUGCUGAGUGCCCCUCGAUGUCCCAUAAACUCUGAAUCUGAACGUGUGCCAACAAAAAUCUCUAGUCUAGUGGCAAAUGAUUCUACUUGUAUUCUUAUCCUGUUUCUAACUUCCACUUGCAGUUUAACAUGUCCGUGUAUAAUUGGUACAAAAGGUCAAUGUUUUUCAAGUGUUUUAAAUUAUAAAGCUUUCCCUUCAAUACUCCUGCUCUAUAGUUGUUUCCAUGAAGGUUUACAUGCCUACAAAGGACUUUAAUCGGCUCAGUUUGGAGGCAAGAACCCUCAUUAGCGCUAAUCCGUAUUUACUAAAACUUUGAUCCCGAUAUACAGCCAGGAGGAAUCAGAUUACCCAACCCAUGCAUCUCCUCUCACUGUCAGCGCACACACAUCAUUGGAAAAUACGUUUUUUGCUUUUAUACUGUACAAACUUGGCAUCCGAUUGUUCUCCGGACUUUUUUGACAUGGAUGUUUGUGCCUUUUUAUUUUUUAUAAAUAUAUAUAUUCCUUUUUGUGCUUUAGAACUUCUUUUAAUUAGUACACUGCCCUAGAAAUGCACUGGCUGAAAGCAGGAAGGGGCGGGAUUUUACAAAGAUGCAAUAAAUGAAAUGCACAAGCAACAAA
Molecule: messenger RNA, 4410 nt
Organism: Xenopus laevis (African clawed frog)
Lineage: Eukaryota; Metazoa; Chordata; Amphibia; Anura; Pipidae
Gene: farp1.L
Product: FERM, ARHGEF and pleckstrin domain-containing protein 1-like
Exons: 28
Coding region: 474-3596 (1040 amino acids)
Source: RefSeq, a predicted model, not a curated record